AUGUUUCGUGCACAGCAGAAUCAAUUCGACGACGCCGUCGCUAAGGCGACGGACGAAAACCUGACCUCCGAGAACUGGGAAUAUAUUCUGGAUGUCUGUGACAAAGUUGGUUCGGAGGAAUCAGGGGCGAAAGAGGCCGUUGCUGCAAUGAUCAAAAGACUGGCUCACCGGAAUGCCAACGUUCAGCUUUAUACAUUGGAGCUUGGCAACGCGUUGUCGCAAAACUGUGGAUUGAAGAUCCAUCGCGAGUUGGCUUCGAGAAGCUUUACGGAUGCGCUUCUGCGCCUGGCGAAUGAUCGCAAUACGCAUCAGCAAGUCAAAUCUAAGAUCUUGGAGAGAAUGGAAGAAUGGACUGAGAUGUUCUCCUCCAAUCCAGAUUUCGGUAUCAUGGAACAAGCUUACAUGAAAUUGAAAACAACGAACCCGAAUCUUCAGCCACCAUCAAAACCAGGCAAGCGUGAGAUUACCGAUGUUGAUCGCCAGAAGGAGGAAGAAGAACUGCAGAUGGCGCUGGCUCUUUCAAUCAAGGACAAAGCAGCCCCAUCGGCAUCUGUUACGUCAGCACCUCGCACUGAGCCUUCCUCGUCCGUUGCUGCUCCAUCGGCAUCGACUCCAGCAACCCAAGAAGAAGCAGCGGAGUCUCAACCUGUACUCUCCGGUACAUCGGUGGCCACUGUGUCGCGUGUGCGAGCGCUGUUCGACUUCCAACCGUCUGAGCCUGGAGAGCUCCAAUUCCGCAAAGGUGAUACCAUUGCCGUCUUAGAGUCAGUCUACAAAGAUUGGUGGAAAGGAUCCCUCAGAGGCCAAACCGGCAUCUUCCCUCUCAACUAUGUGGAGAAGCUUCCAGAUCCAACUGUGGAGGAGCUGCAACGAGAAGCUCAGAUGGAGGCAGACGUCUUUGGUCAGAUUAAGAGUGUCGAAAAGCUACUGACUCUGCUGAGCACGCGCAACUCGGACCUCAAUGUACAAGAAAAUGAAGAGAUUACUACUCUCUACCAGGCAACGCUUGCAAUUCGUCCCAAGCUCAUCGAAUUGAUUGGCAAAUAUUCACAGAAGAAAGAUGAAUUCACCCAGCUCAAUGAGAAGUUCAUUAAAGCUCGUCGUGACUAUGAGUCCCUUCUAGAGGCAUCCCUGGCCCACCCAGCACAGCCGCAAUACGGACGACCUCCCCAGUCGCAAUAUGGUUAUCCUAAUGCUGCGGCUGCUGGAUACCCCGUGGCUCCUCAGGCGGAUCCUCGGUACUUCACUCCCCGACCUCAAGAUACCACACCAACUCAGCAGAAUGCAUACGCCCCUUACCCAGUCAAUGAACAGGCUAUGCCUUAUCGCCCAGCUUCUAACUCACCUGAUCCCCGAAAACAUGCCCAAGCCGGCGCAGCGCCGCCAGUGCAGCAGCAGCCACCCCAGGCCGACGCCUACCAACAUCACCGCCCACAGUCUACAUUUGACCACCCCCAAGAGUUGGGGACAUCUGCCUACGAUUCGCCUGUAGACCAUCCUGCUGCCGCUCCUGCUCAGCGCAUGCAGUACCCACCGAGUGGCCAAGCCCAGCCUACAGGCCACCAGCAAUUCCAGCAGCAGCAACAACAGCAACAAGAGUAUUCUCCUUCCGUCUACUCGUCUGAUGAAACACCUCAGAUCCCAGCUGCUGCCAGCAUGCCACCAGUACCGCAUCAAUUCCAACAACAGCAGCAGGCUCCGUACCCCAGCUCUCCGGGUCUCCACCAAUCCCCUCCAUCGCAUCAACCUCCGCCGGUACCUGGGGCAACGCCGCAAUCGCAAUACUCGUCCUAUAACCCGGCUCCUCCGACUCCGAGUGGGGGCGAAUACCAGGCCUAUCAGCCUCCGCAGGGAGGAGCGGCUAGCUCGAAUCCGGCUUCUUUCUAUCGGUAA
Penicillium bovifimosum is the source of this 1893-nucleotide messenger RNA. Its product is annotated as ESCRT-0 subunit protein HSE1. The record is from RefSeq and is a predicted model, not a curated record. Gene Ontology annotation, cellular component: ESCRT-0 complex. Lineage: Eukaryota; Fungi; Ascomycota; Eurotiomycetes; Eurotiales; Aspergillaceae. The coding region runs from base 1 to 1893 and encodes 630 amino acids. Gene Ontology annotation, molecular function: phosphatidylinositol binding; ubiquitin binding. Gene Ontology annotation, biological process: protein transport to vacuole involved in ubiquitin-dependent protein catabolic process via the multivesicular body sorting pathway. The transcript has 9 exons.